AUGCAAACUAUUUUUUAAAUUUAGUUUUCAAACAAGUAAGAAGAUAAAAAUAAUAAUAAGUUUUUAAAAUUUGGUGCGAAAUAAUUCAAGAGUGGUUUCUAAUUAGACGAUUUGAAUGAAAUAAUUUAAGUAAGCAAGUAAAUAGCUAAAUGA
Molecule: messenger RNA, 153 nt
Organism: Tetrahymena thermophila SB210
Lineage: Eukaryota; Ciliophora; Oligohymenophorea; Hymenostomatida; Tetrahymenidae
Exons: 1
Source: RefSeq, a predicted model, not a curated record